AUGGAGCAGCCCGGGCAUUUGGGAGAAUUUCUAAUCUUAGAAGCUUUUAUCAGCUCACCGGACGGUCAGACUUCCGGCGGUCGCCGGCGCCGGCGCCGACCUCCUUCUCGGUGGAAGGGUCGGCGAAGUAGAGAGCUUGAGCGGACGCGGAGAGAGAAGCCUCUGUAA
This is a messenger RNA of Spirodela intermedia, 168 nucleotides long. The record is from the annotation of a GenBank genome assembly. NCBI's taxonomy places the organism in Eukaryota, Viridiplantae, Streptophyta, Magnoliopsida, Alismatales, Araceae.